Mucor mucedo is the source of this 1461-nucleotide messenger RNA. RefSeq lists its product as uncharacterized. Gene Ontology annotation, biological process: regulation of GTPase activity. Gene Ontology annotation, molecular function: GTPase activator activity. The coding region runs from base 67 to 1296 and encodes 409 amino acids. NCBI's taxonomy places the organism in Eukaryota, Fungi, Mucoromycota, Mucoromycetes, Mucorales, Mucoraceae. Gene Ontology annotation, cellular component: membrane. The transcript is spliced from 5 exons. The record is from RefSeq and is a predicted model, not a curated record.
UUAUUUUAUUUUAUUUUUUGUUUGCCUGGCCCUUUUUCUGUUGUUGCAAGACUUACAUUAUAAAACAUGCCUUCAGUUGCAAAGUUCCAUGUGUUCAAAGAACAAAAUUUUCAUGGGCUCGUGUAUUGUGAUUACUGUACAAAACUUCUAUGGGGUUUAGCAAAAGGAGUUCACUGCACAGAAUGUGGAUAUAAUUGUCAUACAUUUUGUAGCGACAUGGUGAUUCAGUGUAGACCACCUCGACGCCGAAGCCCAGAUUCACUUUCAGUCACCGAUUCCGAAGCAGAGUCAGUAACAAGGCAUUCCCAUCGAACUUCACUUGAUCGCCUCGUAGUGGAUGACAAUAACAGUAAUAGCAGUGGUCGAAAAAGACUGUUGGACGGUCCAAAAACCAUGAUGGAUGAAAAGGCAGCUAAUAAAGCACAUCGAAAAUCAUUAAAGCAACAGCUACAGCACGAAGGAUCUAUGAGUCCUCAUGCCACAGCGAAAGCUUUUACUCGGCUGGUGGCUCGUUCAAGAGCGUUUUUUUACAUAGGCAAAUUGGUGCAUGAUAUUUACAGUUGGAAACAAAGGUCUUAUUCAUUACUGGCAUGCUUAUUUUGGAUAUCCACAUGCUUAUACUCGCACACAUUGUUACUGGUACCACCUAUGCUCAUCCUAUUCCUCUAUUCUCAAAACGGGGUUCUCAACCAACCCGCUUCGCAAAUAUUAUUCCCAAGAUUCGAUGAACAUACUUCUGAAUACUACAUGAACCUUGAAAGCAUGCAGUAUGCCUUCUUGUUCUUUAUUCGCAUCUAUGACAACUUUGCUUAUCACCUACAACAUUUAUCUUUAACCAGUACCACCUAUAAGAUCCUGUUCGUUGUCAGUCUAGGCAUAUCCUCCUUAUUUUACCUGUUUGGAAAAUGGCUCAUUAUGGCGAUCGGCUUGAUGCUCUUAUUGAAUAAGACUUGGGUAGGUUCAACGCUGGAAAUUUUAUUGCAGUUCACGAUGGAGGUGCUUCAAACCGGGUUUGAACUGGUGCAUAAAUCAACCGAAAAGAAAAACGUAGUGCCUCGUGAGCCCAUUCAAGUUUCCUUGUAUGAAAAUCAACGAUGGUGGGCAGGUACCGGAUAUACAUCACAACUUUUAAGAUCAGAAAGAUCUGCAUGGUCAAAUAUCACUGGUCUGGAACCAUUGCCAUCAAAAGAAGAGAUGCCUUCACCUACAAAUUAUACUUGGCAAGAGGAUGAUGAAUGGCAUCUAGAUACCACGGGUCCCUGGGCAGAUGAUGCACUUGAAAUAGACUUUAAUUGAGUGUGAUGAACAGGGUUGGGUAUAUUCAGAUCAUCGUUGGUCUAAUCCACGAGGUCGACCUGAAUCUAUGACUGGCAGAGCUGCUGUUCUGACAGACAGCUCGCGAGCAUUAACAAGAAGACGCAGAUGGUAUCGAAAAGCGAACCCCAUCCUGUAGUUUUUUUU